Molecule: messenger RNA, 1440 nt
Organism: Anisakis simplex (herring worm)
Lineage: Eukaryota; Metazoa; Nematoda; Chromadorea; Rhabditida; Anisakidae
Source: the annotation of a GenBank genome assembly
GAUGUGGCAAAUAAAACAAACGAAGAGGCUGGUGACGGAACUACGUGUGCUUGUGUUCUUGCAAGAGCAAUUGCUAAAGAGGGCUUUGAGAAUAUCAGCAAAGGCGCCAAUCCUGUAGAGAUUCGACGAGGUGUGAUGAAGGCAGUCGAGGCAAUUGUGGAUGAACUGAAAUCGAUGAGUAAAAAGGUUACUACACCAGAGGAGAUCGCUCAAGUUGCUACUAUCUCAGCUAAUGGUGAUAGCAGUAUCGGAAGUCUUAUUUCUGAGGCCAUGAAGAAGGUUGGUAACAAAGGAGUGAUCACUGUAAAAGAUGGUAAAACGAUGAAUGAUGAGCUGGAGACGAUAGAGGGUAUGAAAUUCGAUCGUGGUUACAUCUCGCCGUACUUCAUCAACACAGCCAAAGGCGCGAAGGUUGAAUUCGAGAAGGCGUUCCUGCUUCUUUCCGAGAAGAAGAUCAGUUCUGUGCAAGAAGUUGUACCGGCAUUGGAACUUGCGAAUAAAUACCGAAAACCGUUGGUAGUGAUCGCAGAAGAUGUUGAUGGAGAGGCUCUUACCACGAUGGUGCUCAAUAGACUGAAGGUUGGUCUUCAAGUUGCCGCAGUCAAAGCACCUGGUUUUGGUGAUAACCGAAAGAACACCUUGAAAGAUAUGGCAAUCGCAACCGGAGCAACUGUAUUUGGUGAUGAGGCGAAUAUGGUCAAGAUUGAAGAUGCACAAAUUCAAGAUUUUGGUGAGGUUGAAGAAGUGUCGAUCACGAAAGAUGACACUCUUCUCCUUCGUGGCAAAGGCGCAGCAGCAGAGAUCGAGAAGCGUAUAGCGCUGAUUGAAGAUGAAAUUGAAGCAAGUACAUCGGACUAUGAGAAGGAGAAAUUAAAUGAACGAUUAGCGAAACUGUCGAAGGGUGUAGCCGUGCUGAAGGUUGGUGGUGCAAGCGAGGUGGAGGUGAAUGAGAAGAAGGAUCGAGUCACAGACGCACUGAAUGCCACACGAGCAGCCAUUGAAGAAGGUAUCGUUCCCGGUGGUGGCGUUGCCUUACUACGUGCCCUCAGCGCUCUCGAUAAACUCAAAACUGACAAUUUGGAUCAAGCUAGAGGCGUGAAGAUUGUGAAGAAAGCAAUUCGUGAGCCGAUCACAACGAUCGUCCGCAACGCCGGCAUUGAUCCAUCAUCGGUGGUUGAGAAGGUUCUCGGCAACUCGGAUCAUGCGUAUGGUUAUGAUGCGUUGAACGACCAGUUUGUCAAUAUGUUCGAUGCUGGUAUUAUCGACCCAACGAAGGUUGUGAGAACCGCAUUGCAGGAUGCAGCUGGAGUAGCAUCACUGUUAGCGACAACAGAAUGUGUGGUAACUGAGAUACCAAAAGAAGAGCCAGCAAUGGCUGGCAUGGGUGGUGGUAUGGGAGGCGGUAUGGGAGGUAUGGGUGGAAUGGGUGGUAUGUAUUAA